Messenger RNA from Archocentrus centrarchus (flier cichlid), 3443 nucleotides. It is a transcript of the gene c11h6orf62, whose product is annotated as chromosome 11 C6orf62 homolog. Lineage: Eukaryota; Metazoa; Chordata; Actinopteri; Cichliformes; Cichlidae. The record is from RefSeq and is a predicted model, not a curated record.
UUUUUUUUCCUCCUCGUGCGGUCACAUGACAGCGCACGUCAUAUCUUUGUAGUCGACUGUGCAGCCAUUUUGGGGAGGCUGUGGACCGUCGAGCCUGUAUGUGCCAUUAUUAGCCACCUAAAAAAAACACAAACAAAGAAACAAACGGAACAAACGUUGUGACGACACGUCGUUAAAUAUGGGCCCGCCGGGAGACAGAAAACUCCACAUGUCGACUGAAGAACUGAGGAUUUGAGCUGGAUUGUCGAUUUAUCUUGACAUGGCAUGCGGCAGGGCGAGCCGGAGGUUGUGACGACUGAAGAAAAAGGAGAGAAAGAAACAGCGCAGCAAACACCUCGAACUUCAGACGUGGAAAGGGGGGAGUUUGAUAUUUUUAUUUGUUUAGCUAACGAUUAUUUCGCCAUUCAGCCUUUGCCGUUGGUUGGCUGAAUUUAUUUUUUUUUAAUCAAUGAAGUUGUUGACAAGGCGCGACUGAAGCGGAUUAUAUUUAGCGAAAAUGCUGCAAACGAUCAGUGAGUGAAGCCUGUAGGUCUCUUAGACUCAGACAGCACUGGCAGUCGCAUUGAACAGCGGAGGGGGGUGAAAUGUAAACGCGUGAAAAGAUGACUGUGCGUUAAGGUCGGUGAUCACACAUAGGCCUCAAUUAAGCCAAUCGGUCAGAUGAUAAGAUGUAGCUAUAUCGCUGGCUCACUACUCGUUAGUGUCGGAAGUGAAUGUCUAGAUUAGCCUGCUAGCUCACCUUAGCUAGUGUGCUAAAAAUACGCCCACAUCAUGACUAUCGGCAGCAGCAGCAGCACGGGCACUGGGCCAAAUGAGUGGCAGUAAAAGUCACGGAAAUGUCAAGUUACUUCGCAGUAGUCUUCGAUGUUACCCGGUGCCAAUAUCUCCUGGCAUCUGUGUUUAUCUGCCAUCUUCGUCUGUAUCCCCAGUCCGUCUAUAACACGCACAUAACAGCGUCUGCACGGAAACAAAAAGACACAGCCAUGGAUGAGGGACUUUGAAAUGACCCAGAUGAUAGAAUAAUGUCUGCUUGCUGUAGUCCACAAUCUGAAUUGCAGGAAAAUACUAGCGGUAUGGGUUUUUGCAGCAGCGCUUUCUGCUGAUUUCAGUAACAUCUAUAGGAGAAAAGCUAAUCAUUUGAGUUGCUGUUUAAUUUAAAUCUCUGUUGCAGUCCCUCCAUGGCAGAUUGAAAAACAAAAAACACACAAAAAAACAACUCAUGGUCCUGAAAGUCAUGUCUUAAAACAUGGAUUUCUGAUCAAGCCUAAAGGAGAUGUAGUCUUAGCUUGUUGACCAUUCCCCCCCUCCUCAACACUGCCAUUUUUCCAAACCAAUUGAAAUGACUUAGUUUUCGUUCUGAUUUCAUGACCUUUUAAGUUUGUAGUUGGUAUAUUGAGGAUCUAGCCAAGAGUUUUGAUGCGUUGUUUCUGCAAAGGGUAGCCAGCUCAUCCUUUUUCAAACACAAAAGUAGAGAGUGUAGCCAAAAUAUACUGCACAAGAGGAGAAGACACUACCAUCAAAAUCUAACCAUGGGGGACCCAACUUCACGCAGAAAUCAAACAAGAAAUCGACUUCGAGCUCAGCUUCGGAAGAAAAGGGAAUCUUUGGCUGAUCAGUUUGACUUCAAGAUUUAUAUAGCCUUCGUUUUCAAAGAAAGGUUUAAGAAGUCAGCACUUUUUGAGGUUGCUGAAGUUGUGCCAGUGAUGACCAACAACUAAGAAAAUAUCCUACGAGGUGUGCGCGAUUCCAGCUACUCUCUUGAGAGUUCAAUAGAACUCCUGCAAAAAGACGUCGUGCAACUACACGCACCCCGAUACCAGUCAAUGCGAAGGGAUGUGAUAGCUUGCACCCAGGAAAUGGAUUUUAUCCUUUGGCCACGCAACGAUAUUGAGAAGAUUGUCUGUCUGCUGUUCUCCAGAUGGAAGGGGGGACUGAUGAUGAACCCUUUAGGGCCUGUUCAGGCCAAGUUUGAAUUUCAUCAUGGAGACUACGAGAAGCAGUGCUUGCAUGCUUUGGGUCGUAAAGACAAAGCUGGAAUGGUCAUGAACAACCCAACUCAGUCUGUAUUCUUUAUGGAUAGACAGCACUUACAGACUCCUAAAACCAAGGCCACAGUUUUUCAAGUUGUGCAGCCUCUCUGCCUGUACUUGCCCCAGGACCAGCUGACCUGCUGGGGUGUGGGAGACAUCGAGGACCACCUUCGCCCUUACAUGCCUGAUUAAGGCUUCUUGCUCCACCCAGCCACACGGGGGAAAAAAGCCUUUCCCCUUCCUCUGCCUAAGCCUUCAGAAGCAAAUUGAUGUACUCAUCUCCAUCCUUUUUCCCUUUAAGAUGUGAACUUAUGCUUGGAUCUCCUUUUUGUUUCUACUUGUUCUACCUUCCCUGACCUGAAGCUGAUUGAGUUCCCAUCCUUCAUUUUGUUUUGUUUUGUUUUUUUUUCCCCCACCUCAUGCUCCCAGUGUGCCCCAACCUCUUCUCCCUGCCAUUUUUUGGAUUUAUCUCCCACUUAUGUUUUUUGUUUUUUUUUUUUUUUCACUUUCCUCUUCAUUCCCUCCUUCUCACUCACCCAUUUUGUUCAUUUGAACCUGCACGAACAUUGAUUUUGAGUGGUUGGUUGUUCUCUUGGAGCUGCACUGUCAACAGCACCGGUCAUUGAAGGAACUCUUUAUGUUGCAUCAGAACAGGAACAAACAAUACACAGGUCAUCACGGUGGUUCUCAGAUGGACGUGUUUUAUAUCCUUGUUGUCAUAAGAAAGGAUUGUUAAAGCUUGUUUGUAAUGUCAUGGAGAUGUCUAGAACAACUUUACACAAUCUUUUGACCAAGGACAGGUGUGAAGAGGUGUUUUCUAAACACCUGUGUAAGCAAAGAGAUAACGAGAUGAACGGUAUUUGUCAAAUCAUAUGGUGUAGGUAUUGCUUCUUAUAAACCGCCUUAGUUAUUUUGCUGGACUUUAAAAAUGUUUUGGUGUCAUUUGCUUUCCUCUGAAACAUGCUAGGCAGGCCUUCGCUAAAACUUUGAGUGACUUGAAGUUGGUUAGAUGUUGAGGGUCACGUUCACUGUUCAAGCACUAUUCAUUUAAGCUACUGAAAUCUGACGUUUUUAUAUUUUGUUUUAUUGGGGAUGUGGGUUGGUGAGAAACUGAAAUGGUGACAUUUUGUUUAACACACCUAACAAAAGUUGCUGAAAGCUGAUUUUUUUUUUUUUUUUUUUUAAUUUGACCUACUAAAAUUGAGAAUUUGCUGCCAUGCUCAUCAAAUUAAAUUGGGUUUUGCAGGCUUGCUUGUCAAAAAAUAAUAAGCACAUAUAAUUUGCUCCUUGUUGAUUCAGUGUGUUCACUUUAAAGGAUAUAAGGCGUGUAACUUCUGGAAUUUCUUUCUCUGUUGGUUCUCAAAUCAAUACUGCUGAGCAUAUCCUAAUACAGUGCAAAUUCUGAAAGCAUCA